GGGUAGUAAACUUGUAUUGUUGCAGUAUAGGGAAGAGGUUUGUUAAAAAAGGCAAUUUUCCAAUUUGGAUUAGGGAUUUCGAAUCCUGAGCCUACUUGUUCUUCUUCUUCUUCUUCUUCUUCUUCUUACGAGAUUAGGGUUUUGGGGAUUUACGAGAAGGAAUCAAAGAAUCAAUGGCUCGAAACGAAGAGAAAGCUCAGUCUAUGCUCAACCGAUUCAUCGCCUUGAAAGCCGAGGAGAAGAAGAAGCCCAAAGACCGCCGUCCAUACCUAGCCUCAGAAUGCCGAGACCUCGCCGAAGCCGACAAAUGGCGCCAGCAGAUCAUGCGAGAGAUUGGCCGGAAAGUCGCCGAGAUUCAAAACGAAGGUCUCGGCGAGCACCGACUCCGCGACCUCAACGACGAGAUCAACAAGCUCAUACGCGAGAAAUCCCAUUGGGAGCGACGAAUUGUGGAGCUCGGCGGCCCGAACUACACGAAACACUCGGCCAAGAUGACCGACCUCGAAGGCAACAUAGUCGACGUCCCAAACCCUAGCGGCCGUGGCCCAGGGUACCGAUACUUCGGCGCGGCGAAGAAGCUGCCGGGAGUUCGAGAGCUAUUCGAAAAGCCGCCGGAGCUGAGAAAGCGUCGGACACGGUACGACAUAUACAAGAGGAUCGAUGCGAGCUAUUACGGAUACAGGGACGAUGAAGAUGGGGUUUUGGAAAGGGUUGAAGGGCCUGCCGGAGAGAAAAUGAGGGCUGAAGCGGUGGCGGAGUGGCGGAGGAUGGAGGAGAUUCGGAAGGAGGCGAGGAGGGCAGUGAAGAGCGGCGAGGUGGUGACGGUGGCGAAGGAAGUGCUGUUCGAAGAGGAAGAGGAGGUGAUUGAGGAGGAAAGGAGGAGAGAGAGGGAACUGAAAGAGAAGGACGAGAAGGAGAGAGAGUUUGUGGCUCAUGUGCCAUUGCCGGAUGACAAGGAGAUAGAGAGGAUGGUACUGGAGAAGAAGAAGAUGGACUUGUUGAGUAAAUAUUCAAGUGAUGUGCUUUUGGAAGAACAGAGUGAGGCUAAGCAGAUGCUCAACAUUCAACGCUAGAUUUGGGUAUGGGUUUCGUGGAAACUUGGCGAUUGUUACCAGCUCCAGCAAGUAAUAUAUUGGAGUAACAGUUUCAUAGUUCUAAGCUUUUUGUGGAUGCCAAGUUGGAGGAAAACGCUAACACACAACAAAUUAUCAGCAUCCUAGAGAGUAGCAGGUUGGUAUAUUCAAGAUGGAGAAAUGUGUUAAUCUAGUGAGCAACUCCAAGUUGGUUUAUUGUUGUCAAGAAUUCGACCACAAGGACAUUACUGGGGGAACUGAAGCUUCGUUACAUAGGACUCCCAUCUCCUGGUCAAUUAACGCAUAGAAAAUAAUCUAUUGAAUAUAAUCUUUUGUUUUUUUAUUAUUUUUUUUUUCUUUCUGUUUUUUGAUUCUAGAUUUACAUGAAUUCUGCAAUGGCUUCCCUUUAA
Ziziphus jujuba (common jujube) is the source of this 1483-nucleotide messenger RNA. RefSeq lists its product as uncharacterized. The coding region runs from base 174 to 1073 and encodes 299 amino acids. Gene Ontology annotation, cellular component: catalytic step 2 spliceosome; post-mRNA release spliceosomal complex; post-spliceosomal complex. NCBI's taxonomy places the organism in Eukaryota, Viridiplantae, Streptophyta, Magnoliopsida, Rosales, Rhamnaceae. The record is from RefSeq and is a predicted model, not a curated record. The transcript is spliced from 2 exons. Gene Ontology annotation, biological process: mRNA 3'-splice site recognition; generation of catalytic spliceosome for second transesterification step.